AGAAAAUGUGGACCAGCCGUGUUCUUCUGCAUGUGACCUCCUGGCGCUGUGAUGAUACACUGUCGGGCAGGAUUUCAGAUAUUUGAUGCAAGCCGGCUUCUUGAAUCGGUCAUCCACGGCAGUGGUCAGACAGGGAGAGAAUCGACUUGGCCGUGUUGUCAAGCAAGAGGAGGUGAAGACUACGCCCAUUUGGGGUCGCAGCCAAGACGUUUUGCGAGAGCGAGAUGUCAAUGUGACAGGCCCAGUGCCACUGCCACGCAAAGAUGUAGGCCAGCCCACUGCGAGGUUCGACGUGGGGGACAUUUGCGAAGUGAUCGGGGCUGCGCUGGUGCGCAAGUCUGAAGAUCUUGGUGGUGAACGAGUAGUUCAGCUGCUUGAUGGGUGCCGGGUCGAGGUGACUGAUAUAGGCUCUGGACCAAGUGGCAAGCGCAUUGCCAUUCAAGAUGCCGAUGGUCAUCAGGGUUGGGUGAGUGUCGUGUCCUCCAACGGCGAAGCACUCAUUCGCAUCAUCGAAAAGGAGCUUCGGAGCGAUGCACGUGAGAAGAGGAUAGAAGCUGCAGCCAGAGCAGCUCGUCAUGACCAGGGAAAGCCAACUUCGCGCUUCGAGGUUGGCGACCUUUGCCACGUCAUCGCUAGUGUGAUUGUCCGGAAGGAAGAAGCUUUGGAAAGCUCACAGAUUGCAAGAUUGCCUGAUAGAAGGGAAGUGGAGGUGCUUGAGAUAGGCACUGGGGACAGUGGCAAACGCGUGUGCAUCAAGGAUGGUACAGGCAUUGUUGGAUGGAUCAGCGUGGUGUCGUCAGAUGGUACACAACUUCUUCGCAAGGCACGACCCGUGCAGAGCGAUCAGCCGCCACAACCACAAGCACAAGCACCAGCGCAACCGCAACCACCGACCUUUAUGGAGGAUGGCUUGGACGAGCUGCGAUUUCUUGCCAGUCCUGAUUUGCCCGGCAGACAGGCAGCUCCGUCCAUGCCCCAAGAGCCAGCGCCGGCGUCAAGGGCAGAUGAAUUCCAGCCUCUGGCCAAAUUCUCGGAACCCUCUGUGCUGGUCAGUUCAGCCAGAGCUCAGCGCGGUUUUGAUGUCGAAGUCUCCUUCUUGCAGAGGGAGCAUAUGGAGCAGCUUUUGUCUGAGAAGUUUGCCAGCGAAGGCAUCCAGGAGCCAAACUACGAUUGCAUCAAGCUUCGAGACGCCAAGGGCCGAUGGUACAGGCCAGGUGAAGCGCCUGAUGUUCCCUCUCCAGACCUUUUUCCUAUCACCUUGUACUACAGGCCGCCGAAGCCAACUUACUCAGCCGAGACCGUGCUGGCCUUGCGGCAGCGACAAGCAUACGAGGCCUUGUCUCCUACUCAGCGUCGAGGAUUGAAAGAGGUACAGCGUCAGCUGGAACUCGCAUACUCACAGGAGAACAACGAUCUCCUGGACCGAGCAAUGCGACUCGCACACUCGUGUGGACUUCCCCUCGGGACUGCUGGCCUGCCAGUAUCCUUGAUGCCUGAGACAGUGUGCUUUCCAAAAGGCAACGAGCCUUUGCUCUACGAUGGGCACCUGUACUCUAUGCAUUCAACUUCCCUUCUGGUUUUUGAUCCGCCAGACUUCAGUGUGCCCAUGGGCGUCUGGAACCCACAACGGCAGCGAGUGGACCCUGCAGUCAUGCAGAACGAGAACAAGUCCUCAGACAUUGUACACUUCGGAAAGACCUUCCACAUGCUCGAGCAGGGCCAGAUCAUAGAUCCGGACUCUCAGCAGGUCAUCGGGAUGAUCCGACCCUUGACCGGGGAUUUCGAGUUUUUUGACCCCAUUCCGUUGCAAGUUGCCAACUUCAUGAUGAAGCGCGGCUUCCGCCUGGAAGCCCCGUCCGCACAGCUGACGAAGCUGCCCUUCGUGCAAAUCCUGCCUGAGGUGGAAGCUCAGGAAGGGAAUCCAGAAUUGCACUUGCAUAUGCAAUCUGCCGGCAAUGCCAAAGCGCUGAAGUACGCACCCGUUGAAGAGCGGGGGAACAAAGAUGCGCUCAUGAAGGCUAUGCGUCAGGGAGCAGGGCCGCAGAGCUGGAAGAUCAUGCUUAUCGGAAGUGAAGCGCUGCAGUCUGACCGUGAUGUGCUUGCCGAAGCUGUGAAGCAGGACUACUCAGCAAUGGCUUAUGCGUCAGCCUUCUCUGAUGACCGCGAUUUCAUGAUGCAGGCAGCGCAACAGCACGGAUUGACGCUGAGAUAUGGGAGCGAACACUUACGUGCAGACCCAGAUAUUUGUUAUGCAGCGGUAAAAGCCAGCUGGCGAGCUUUGCAGCACGUGUCCCCCAAGCUGCGUGGAUCCUCGCGCAUGGUGCGAGAGGCCGUGAAGCAGUGCUGGCAGGCCCUGGAGUAUGCCUCCGAGGAAUUGCAAGAUGACAAGGACACGAUAAAUCUGGCCUUGAAGCAAACCUGGCACUGCCUUCAGUUUGCUUCCCUCCGACUUCGAUCGGAUGCUUCCUUCAUGUUGAAGGCUGUUGACCAGAGCGCUGAUGCCCUACAGUUUGCCACAGAUGCUCUUCUGUGCAACCAUGAGUUCAUGCAGCAGGCGGUGGAGAUUGAUGGCAUGGCUCUUCAAUUUGCAGCCAUGGACAUAGUUGACCGCGAUUUGGUGCUGAAGGCGGUGCAGAAGACUUGGCGUGCCUUGCAACAUGCGCCAGAAUCUCUUCGUUCAGAUAGAGCUGUGGUAUUGGAGGCGGUUCGGCAGCACCAUGCUGCGUUGCAGCUCGCUUCUCCAGAAAUCCUUCUCGACGAGGAUCUGGUGUUUGAAGCAGCUAGAAGGCGGCCAGAUUUCCUGCGCUUUGUUCCGGAGUGUGUGCGUGAAAGCAAAGGCCUUAUGAUGCGCAUGGUGAAGCUACAGCCCAUGACGCUGCAGUAUGUGACUGGUGAGUUACGAUAUGAUGAGGAGCUUGUGCUUGAGGCAGUUCGACGCAAUUGGAGAAGUCUCCAGCAUGCUGCCCCGGAGUUGCGAGCAUCGCCCAGCUUCAUGCUGGCAGCUGUGCAGGUGGAUGCCCUCACCCUCUCCCUGGCCGCUGAAAAUGUACGGAAGGACCCACAGGUUGUUUGUGAAGCUGUGGAAAGGGAGUGGGAGAUGCUGGAGCACGCUGCCGAGGACCUGCGCUCGAACCAUGCCUUCAUGAUGGAAGCUGUAGGCAUCGAGGGUUUGUCGCUGAAGUAUGCCUCUGCUGACCUUUGUGCAGAGCCGGACAUAGUCCUGGCUGCGAUCUCCAACUGUGGCCGAGCAUUGGAGUUCGCGGCGGAAGGUCUGAGAGCAGAGCCGGACAUUGUGCUGAUGGCAGUGCGGCAGGACUUCGAAGCAAUCGCUUUUGCCGAUGACGAGCUCCGGAACGACUUCACGUUUAUGCUUAGAGCUGUGCGGGUGGACGGCCGGGCUUUGACUGGGGCUUCUGUGGAGUUGAAAGCAGAUCCAGACCUGGUCUUGUCCGCGGUGCAGCAAAACUGGCGGUCAUUGAAGUAUGCCUGUCGGGCAUUGCGCAGCAAUAUAGACUUCAUGAUGCAGGCAGUUCGUGUGAGCAGCUUCGCAUUGGCUAUGGCUGCUCAGGAACUGUGGAUGGAUCCACGUCUUCUGGCAGCAGCUGCAGAGGAGACCCAAACCAACGAGAGUUCGCUCGACGCACCUGAAAGUCUGAGUGCUGAUGCUGAGCUGCGGCAAUUGUUGCGGCAAGCACGGCCAGGUUGGUCCGAGGAGAGUUUGCAAUCAGCAGAGCAGAAGCUUUGCAGCAUCGGUGCGACAAGCGUGCCGCUCUUGGCGCAGGCCCUAGCUGCUGACUUGAAUGGCCGCUUGCGAGCAGCUGGCCAGAAGAUAUUCACGGCCACCACCGUCAUGGAGCUGAAAGCUCGAACCGCCACUUUGCCAGCUGUGCCGAAGUCGGGCUCGCAAAAGGCAGCCAAGAAAGGAUCCAGGCCAAAUGCCCGUCUGGCAUUUUGAACGCCACAUGCCCAUUGUUGAUCACCGUCAAGAUCAGAAGGCAACUGCCUCAGGAUGGCCUGCAGGCCGCAGACAAGAAGAACAUCUGCGAUGAGAUGAGAUCGCGGGAUUUAAUGUCUUACUCGGCCAAAGUCAAAGCUCCGGUGGU
This is a messenger RNA of Effrenium voratum, 4103 nucleotides long. The record is from the annotation of a GenBank genome assembly. NCBI's taxonomy places the organism in Eukaryota, Dinophyceae, Suessiales, Symbiodiniaceae.